Molecule: messenger RNA, 648 nt
Organism: Rhizoctonia solani
Lineage: Eukaryota; Fungi; Basidiomycota; Agaricomycetes; Cantharellales; Ceratobasidiaceae
Exons: 7
Coding region: 1-648 (215 amino acids)
Biological process (GO): regulation of transcription by RNA polymerase II
Cellular component (GO): mediator complex
Molecular function (GO): transcription coregulator activity
Source: RefSeq, a predicted model, not a curated record
AUGGCCACAGCAACAUCCUUGACGCAAAAUCAAACUCCGCUUUCUUACGAAGUCUCUCUGUGGGGAGAGAUAACUGGGGACGAAGAAGCCAUAAACCCUAUUAUCAAUCGCUUCACGUUGAGUACAGAGACUACUCAGAAGCUCGACAUUAGAGACAUCAUAUUUGAACCCAACGAAGAGCCUGCCAUUGGAGACCGCUAUAUCUACGGUGCCGGAGGGAUAAUACCAAAUCCACCAAUCCAUGGUAUGAUGCUCUUCACUUAUGGCAGACCCCAGCCAGAACGAAUUUCUCCAGAUGCGAUCGUGAGGCCAGUGGCGACAAUGAACGUUAAUGCUGGAAAUGUGAUGGCUUUUGCCUCAGCUUUGGGUUACCGAAUCAAGACCGACUUUAUCAAAGAAGGGUACUUGUUUACAAAGGGAAAUAUGACGAUACAGAUGUUUCGCCAACCAAAGCCAGCAUCCAAAGAGUCUGAGGUCAUUGACCUCGACCCGGAGCCGGAGAACGAACAGUCAUGGAAUGUAGAGAUUAGGCAGUAUCCGGUUGUUUCUGUCAAGGAUACCUCAAUCACGGAGGCUAUUGAUAACGUACUAAGCCUAAAGUUAUUAAUGAAAGGACUAUUGGAUCUCGAACGAAAAGAUGUACAAUAA